This is a messenger RNA of Ichthyophthirius multifiliis, 915 nucleotides long. RefSeq lists its product as hypothetical. Gene Ontology annotation, biological process: cytoskeleton-dependent cytokinesis. The record is from RefSeq and is a predicted model, not a curated record. The transcript is spliced from 2 exons. NCBI's taxonomy places the organism in Eukaryota, Ciliophora, Oligohymenophorea, Hymenostomatida. Gene Ontology annotation, molecular function: molecular adaptor activity; GTP binding; GTPase activity. Gene Ontology annotation, cellular component: microtubule cytoskeleton; septin complex; septin ring.
AUGAGAUAAUAAUAAAGAAAUCAAAAUAUUAUCGAAGAAACUGUAGUUUCGGAAUAUGUUAGCUAAGGAAGUUAAUCAAGUUGUCUUAACUAACCUUCAUAAAAAGCAUAAGAUUUUAUACUUGAAAAGCUUUUAAAUAUAGAAAUAAAAAAAUAAGAAUAUUUAAAUAUUAUAGUUGUAGGGGCAUAGAGAACUGGAAAAAGUACUUUCAUAGAUUCAUUUUUAAUGAAGAAUUUCGAAAAAUAAUGUGAGUUUGAAAAAAUCAAUAAUAUAGUUGAAAAAAGGGCAGUAAGUAAUGGAAAAAAAAUACUUAAUUUAAAUUUAAUAGACACUCCAGGUUACAUAAUAGGAGAAGGAGUAGAAAAUUUUAAAAAAUGGUACAUAAACAUUAAAAAUUUUAUUGUUGAAAAGGUAUUUUUUUUGUAUAUUGUUAUUUUUUUAUAUUUUAUAUUAUUUUAGUUUGAACAUCACUAAGAAUAUUUAGAAAAGCUUUAUAGAACUAAAGAAAGUAUAUAAAAUUUAAAUGAAUAAGAUGAAAGAAUACAUGUAUGUUUGUUUUUUUUAUCUUUAGAUUGUAUAAAAUAAACUGAUUUGUAUAUAAUUAAAAAGCUAUAAAAAUAUGUAAAUAUAAUUCCUGUUAUUUCUAGAGGAGAUUUAUAUUAAUAUUCAGAAUUAAAAUAGAUUAAAUAAGAAUUAUAAAAAAAGCUAUAUAAUAAUAAAUAUAAUGGUUUAAUUUUGAUGCUGUACUAAAGAAUUAUCCAGCAUCUAUUAACAUUUUAAACGGAUAUUUAGGAAGAUGUCCACCUUUUUUAAUUGUAUCUGGUAAAAGAUAAUAUAAUUGGGGAAUAUGUGAUUAUGAAAAUCCAAAACAUUCAGAUUUUAUAUUAUUAAAAGAGUUAUUAAUAGGAGAUUUGA